CAAUAUAACUUCAAAACAAACUGUAACACAAAUGAAUAACCAUAUUAUAGAAAUGACUAGCACAACUCCUUUCUAUUCACAAAGUCCAAGUACUAUAUCAGUAAAUCAGGAGAACAUUGUAACCCAAGAGGUUUUAGUCUCUACCUAUAAAACAUCUAACGACAUGGAAAAAAAUACUUCUAAUUAUCUGAAUCCAGGGGAUAUUUUAAGCCAAGGCAAUGGUAUAAUAUUUCUAGAAUCAGGGAGUAGGGCACAGCCACCUCCCUUAGUAUUAUGUGCUAUAGAAUCAGCAGCUCGUGUAUAUAGUGAUAGGCCAAUAGUUUUCUUCAUAAAUGGUUUGCCAGAAAUAAAUACUAAUGAUGACGAGAACAGAACAAGGAAGAGAUUUCCAACUAUUUCAUAUCUGCAGAAUGUCUACAUAUUCCCUUUGAAAAUGAAGGAAGUUUUUAAAGAUACGCCGCUCUUUCCAUGGUAUCAAAAGAUCGAUCCCACACGGCAAAAACACUGGAUGCACGUCAGUUCAGAUGGCUGUAGGUUGGCCUUAAUUUGGAAAUAUGGUGGAAUUUACAUGGAUACUGACAUCAUCUCAGUGCGACCCAUUCCAGAGAAGACAUUUCUGGCAGCUUUGUACUCACAAGAUUCCAGCAACGGUGUUUUUGGAUUACCUCCCCGUCACAAUUUCACAUGGACUGCAAUGGAGGAUUUUGUAAAGAAUUACAAUGGAGCAAUAUGGGGACAACAAGGCCCACAACUCUUCACACGUACUCUGAGGAAAUAUUGUGUCAUUCCUAAUUUUACAGCUGUUGAAGAUAUUAUAUGUGGAAACAUCUCCUUUUUAAAUCCACAGCGUUUCUAUCCUAUUCCGUAUCCAUCUUGGAGGUUGUACUACAAAGUCUGGGAAAAAAUUCCAACGUUUAAUGACUCUUAUGCUUUACAUCUCUGGAACUACAUGAACAAAGAUGUUAUGACCAUGGUCCCAGGCAGUAAUACAUUGGUGGAUAAUCUCUAUAAACAACACUGUCCCAUUACCUAUGGAGCCCUCCUAAGUAAUGAGUCUAUAUACCUUUAGCUGUGUUUAUCAUAAACGGAUGCAAACGCCUUAUUAGUGUAUAAAAGGAGUUAAGUUGCUGCAACAUUGCAAAUUGUUAAAUACUACUAUUGAUACUUUCUCAUAUCAUAGAAUAUAGCAAAACUUUGGACCUAUAGCCAAAAAAACAGAACAAAGACUGAAUGACAG
Molecule: messenger RNA, 1237 nt
Organism: Spea bombifrons (plains spadefoot toad)
Lineage: Eukaryota; Metazoa; Chordata; Amphibia; Anura; Pelobatidae
Product: alpha-1,4-N-acetylglucosaminyltransferase-like
Exons: 2
Coding region: 32-1069 (345 amino acids)
Biological process (GO): protein O-linked glycosylation
Molecular function (GO): acetylglucosaminyltransferase activity
Source: RefSeq, a predicted model, not a curated record